AUGUGCACAUACGCGCUUUCUCCUUCCGAUCCUUCUCCGUCCUCUUACUUCUGCUGUGGCUCAAAAGUUUCCAUUACUUUUUCAUUUCCGGACGGUCGAAGGAGAACUGUUGAAGCCAAUGUCGGCGAUACUUUACUCGAUGUUGUCAUCGAUAACGAGGAUUAUAAAAAUUUGAGUAAUCCAUUGACCGUGGAAGAACAGGAUAUGCUAGACCUAGCAACUGGGCUCACGGAGACGGAACUGUACAACACAUUCAUUUCCCCAUGUAACGAUUCAUGCAUUGGUCGGUCCCAGGACUUGGAUUAUGCUGUCCCACCCGAAUAUCUUAUUCGACAUCUCAUAUCAGAUCGAUUGCCAGAUCCUCCGGUCGAUCACUUAUCCGAGGAGACCUUGUUCUGGCUUUUCUACAAUUGUUGUAGAGAAGAGGUUCAGCUGGUGGUGGCAAAAGAGCUGUACCAGCGAGAAUGGCGGUUUCAUAAGAAGGAACAACUGUGGCUCACUCGCGUAGUGGGAGCCAAUUUCACUACAGACAACACUUCCGAACAAGGCGAUUACUACUUUUGGGAUCCUAUCAAAGCCCAAAAGUCGACGCAUCAAAUGACCAUCCAGUAUGCUGAUUUAGAUGAUGCUCCUAGUUCUUUCCGAUUAAGCUCGGGCACGUUAAGCGCGUACGUGAGUAUUGUUCCUCCCGUUAACGCCGGUGGCGCGCACCAAUCGUUCAAUGCCCACCCCCAUUCAGGACCGCCGUCAACACUGCAACAACAUUUCGCAGCAUAUCAGCAUCAGCACCCUCAUCACCAAGCACUAUUGAAUCGUCAGCAAACAGGCAUUGGAAAUGUACCACCAAACGCAGCGCCACAUUCAACUAUUAAUCAAAUUGCCACUCCUGUUCUAUCAGGUGUGUCUUCAGCAGCUGCUUUGGCUAGCUUAUUCAACGCCAGACAUCAAAGCCAAGCAGUCAGUCCCACGUCCGGAUAUUUUCAGCCGUCUACUCUGCUAACUCGGACGGGGACAGUCGCUCCGUUAUUUGCCUCACGUUCCGCAACUUCGGUCACUGUUUCUGCAUCGAAUUCGUUAGCAUCAGCUGCCGUGGCGCCUAGGACCAUGCCAUUUACCACUAUUGCAUCGGCUACCACGACGCCAAGUUCUUCUGGGCUCAUAUCUGUCGGGAAUAAUGCGGGCCCGAGUGCACACGCAAUGGGAGACGGCCUUGAGAACGAGUCAUCUGUUGCUAGGACGGUUAAUCGAAUACCCACAACUGCGGAUCUCGUUGGAGUUCCUUCGGCAUUCGAUAACUCCUAGUCGAUCAUGCCCGAAGCUAACUCGUGUGUUGAUGUACGAGUUUGGUAUCUCAAAAUGUGGAUUCCGGUGCAUACGUUCGAUGCUACGCCACUUGUCAACGUUAUUUUCGCCCGCCGCUGGAUUUUCCUCUUCCUAACCGUGUAGAUGUCCUGGUUUCCCCAGGCGCACCUUUUCAAUAUCCCGCGUGUAUGACAAGCAAUCCGAUCUUUACAGACUCGUCCCCACUGUUGCAUAUUUGCACGGAUGACAUCUUUCGGCCAUUACUAUGGAUAUUAUCAGUGCAGUCUUGACUUGGAGCUUCGGGCCUAGUUUUUCACAUUCAUAUCCUUUCUUCCAUCACAACUUUAUGCUUUGAUUCUGACUGCUACUUUCUCGGAUUAAAUUCGCGUCUUUUCCGUCAAGCCUUAUUUCCAGAAUUCUGCGAGUAAACCAUCUUGUUUAAUAGGCUAGAGUAUCCUCACUCAUUCCAUUUGGUGUCUGUCUUGUACCUUUCACGACGCCGAACCAUUGUUCUUUGUCUGAUUGCAUCUUACAUCCUCGCUCUCACCUUCAUUGUAAUAGUUCUCCCUUCACACUCUGUUUAUCAUUUUGUACAGACGAACUCUUGAUCUGAUUUUCCAUCUGAGUUCCAGUUUGAACAUAUGUGCGGCGUCUGGUCUCUAUUGCUCCUUGCCUUGAUCGGUUUUUAUGUCACAGUUAACUACACACUCCACAGCCUCGCCUAUCAAGCUGCCACAAUGCGACACUCUCCAAGAAAGCUCUUUGUGCUGAAGAUGGUAAGAAAACUAAUAUACCCAAGGAUGGCUUGUGGACGCUUCGUUGUAAUUAUUCUUUCCUGAUCUCCAUCCACUUUUUCUUGAUUGUUUCCUUUGUUUAUUCGAAGAGGGUCAAUUGUGCUGCACUUCUGUCCGCGCCAUGAAUUAGUUCCGUUGUCCAUCCUGUUAUGAAGAUGCUGGCGCGCCUCGAGUACUCCCAUUCCACUCUACAUUCACGUGGAGUUGGGUUCCUUUAUCAGGCAGCUCUGGUCGUGUGUUCAGGCCGAUUGCCGACGCACAACCUUCGUGUACACUAACAAUUAGCUUUCCCCACGCAGGCUGUACAUUCAUUCCCACUGUAUCAAACAUACUUUCGACAAUUUGUUCGAUAGCUCCUUCGAAUGCUUUUUCCACUCUUGUAUCUCCUUUCAUCAUUUUGUCUCACCUGUGUCAUGGUUAAAACACAAAGAUAAUCCUAAUCGGUCUUCUC
Dicrocoelium dendriticum is the source of this 2547-nucleotide messenger RNA. The record is from the annotation of a GenBank genome assembly. Lineage: Eukaryota; Metazoa; Platyhelminthes; Trematoda; Plagiorchiida; Dicrocoeliidae.